Molecule: messenger RNA, 1749 nt
Organism: Ectocarpus sp. CCAP 1310/34
Lineage: Eukaryota; Phaeophyceae; Ectocarpales; Ectocarpaceae
Source: the annotation of a GenBank genome assembly
AUGGAGAUCGUCAUGACGAAAACCGACACCUUGUCAAAAGACCUGAUCGUCAAGGAAACAUCAAAAUUCAUUCAGGAAAGAUUUCCCGCCUUUAAUGGCGUCGACGUCGAUGAGAUCGAUUAUGCCGCGUUUCGCCAGAAGACAGCCGCGCUGGCAGCUUUGCUUCAGGCGAGAGGUCUGAAGCCAGGUGAUCGGUGUGCGAUUUAUUUGCCGAAAGAACUGUCAGAAUGCUGGUCGAUUUUUGCGGUGAGUGCCGCUGGCGGCGUAUUUGUCCCGAUCAAUCUGCUAUUGAAAGCCAAUCAGGUCCGGCACAUUCUCGACGAUAGCGAGGCGCGUGUGCUGAUUACCAGCAAAGCGAAAUUUGCAACCAUCGCUGACGAAAUUGGCGAUCUGGACGGAUGUGAGUUGGUGUUCCUCGAUGAUCUGGAUCUCGAUCAACCAAUAUCGCGACCGGAUGAUGUACAGCUCGGUGAAGAUCUGGCUGCCAUCCUCUACACGUCAGGCUCUACGGGCCGUCCCAAAGGCGUGAUGAUUUCGCAUCGUAAUAUGCUGGCCGGAUCGCGGAUUGUAUCGAAUUAUCUCAGCAUCACGUCUGAUGAUCGUCUCGCGGCCGUCCUGCCAUUCAGUUUUGAUUACGGCUUGAACCAGCUGAUUUCGAGUGUCGAGCAAGGGGCCUGUCUGGUCCUGGUUAGUUUUCGGUUUGGCGAAGACAUUGUCAAAGCGAUCCGCAAACAUGAGAUUACUGGCCUGGCCGGCGUUCCGACUGUGUGGGCCAUCCUGAUCGGCAGCGCCCCGUCUUUGAAAGAGGCCCCGCCGCCCAGCUUGCGCUAUAUUACCAAUUCUGGCGGCGCGGUUCCGACCAAAACAGUUGAGCAGCUGCAAGUCUUACUGCCGCAGACAGAGGUUUUCCUGAUGUAUGGCCUGACCGAAGCGUUUCGGUCGACAUAUCUGCCGCCUGAGCAACUGACCAUCCGCCCGAAUUCCAUUGGUAAAGCCAUUCCUGAAUGCGAAAUGAUGGUCGUCAAAGACAAUGGCGAGCUGGCAGAAGCUGGUGAAACCGGCAUUCUCGUGCAUCGCGGCCCGACACCGUUUCGGAUGCUGGCGCAUAAUGGCGAGAUCAAUACGCUGCGCGGAAAUCUGAACUGGAUGAAGAGCCACGAAAUCAAAAUGGUCUCCGGAACAUUUGGCGACUAUGUGGACGACGUGAAGCCAGUCGCGCCGCAGGGCAGUUCCGAUUCUGGUGCCCUCGAUGCCGUGUUCGAGAUCCUUUGCAAAGCCGGCCGGACAGCGCCAAUGACCAAGGCUCUGCUCAUCCCUGAAGCCUGGUCGAAACGCGCUUCGAUCAUGCCGGAAAAACACGCUGCGCUGUAUGCCUAUUGUAACUCUGUGAUGGAGCCUUGGGACGGCCCGGCUGCGAUUUGCGCCUAUGAUGGUCGCUGGGCUAAAGUUGCGGGGUUCACGCUCGAAACGCUUGAGCUGAUUCUCGCGCCUAUGGCCGAGAAUGGAAAAGAAGCGAUCGGAUCCAUGGGCGAUGACAGCCCGGUUGCCGUACUGUCCGAGCGGUUCCGGCCACUCUCACAUUUUUUCCGGCAGAAUUUCAGCCAGGUGACCAAUCCGCCCGUUGACCCCUUGCGCGAAGAUCGUGUGAUGAGUCUGAAAACGCGAUUCAAAAACCUCGGAAAUGUGCUGACCACGGAUGAGACGCAACAAGAUGUGUUUGUGCUCGAGACGGAUCGAUUGUACGUUUGA